AUGGCAACUGUUUCACCUACACAGCUCACAUAUCGAUCUUUUAACAACCUAAGCCUAGUUUUGGGACAUCCUACCUAUGAAACCAUUAAAAAUUUCCAAGAUGGUAGUAUUAAGACCUUUCAGUACAGCAAGGAUGGUGGAUAUCUUAGUUUGGCGUCACCAGAAAGUGUAAAGAUCAUAAACGCUGAAAUUGCAGAGCCUCUUAGCGAAAUUGAAAAAAAAAAUAUUGUUGAAAUCGGGUUUUCCCCGAAGGGGACAUACAUCUCUACUUGGGAAAGACCAGUUAAGCUACCUGACAAUUUGGUACACAAGAAUUUAAUUGUAUGGGAAACGGCAACCGCGCAAACGUUGAUUCAAUUUACACAAAAGAGUUCGGCGAAUUGGAAUGUUCAAUGGACUGAAGAUGAAUCGUUUUUUAGUCGUAUGGUGACUGGUGAAGUUCAUUUCUACGAUAGCAAACGUAUUGAUAAAGGGAUUCAUAACAAGUUACGGUUAGAAAACAUCAUUGAUUUUUCUCUGUCCCCUGGAAAAAAUCCUUUCAUAGCUGUAUUUAUUCCAGAAAAAAAUAGUGCUCCUGCAUCUGUUCGUAUUUAUUCGAUAUCCAACUUUAAUUCUCCAUUGGCACAAAAAACUUUUUUCAAAGCCGAUAAAGUUCGAAUGAAUUGGAACGAUCUCGGUACAAACUUACUAGUUCUAACACAAACUGAAGUGGAUAAAACAAAUAAAUCUUAUUACGGAGAGACCAACUUAUAUUUUCUAUCCGUUGCUGGAAAUUAUGAUUGUUGUGUCCAACUUAAAAAGGAUGGUCCAAUACAUGACGUCGCUUGGAGUCCAAACUCUAAAGAGUUUAUAGUGGUUUAUGGAUAUAUGCCUGCCAAGGCAACAUUAUUCGAUCAUCGUGCAAAUCCCAUACAUGAAUUCGGAAUUAGUCCUCCAGGUUUCGGGAAUCUUGCUGGAACAAUAGAUAUUUGGGAUCGUGAGAAUCUGAAAAAAUUAACAACCAUAGAAGCUCCUAAUUCAUCUGAAUGUUUUUGGUCACCUGAUGGACGUUACAUAAUGACUGCGACUCUAAGUCCUCGGCUACGAGUUGAUAAUGGUUAUAAGAUUUGGCAUUAUACCGGUGUACUAGUGCAUGAUGAGAGUAUUCAGGAAUUAUUACAGAUUCAAUGGAGGCCAGCUAGCGUAGAACAAUAUCCAAUGCGUACUUUAUCACCACCACCUAAAGUUUCAGAGGAUUCUGGUGUAUUGGCUGCGAAACCUUCACGUAAUCCAUCGUUUUAUUUAUUACGUAAAAGGACAAUUUUCUGGGUUGUAAAAUUACUGAAAGUAGGUGCUUAUCGACCUCCACACGCACGUGGUACUGCAACACCAGAUAUGUUUAAGCGCGAGGAUGAAGCAACUAAACGAAUAAAUAUGCAAGAUCAUGGAAAUAAACCUAUGAUAGUAGGGGCAUCUGAAGUAACUACAAAAGCUGCUGUUAAAAACAAAAAGAAGCGCGAAGCGGCAAAGAAAAAAAAGGAAGAAGCAAAUAUUACCUCUGAAAAGAGUAAUGCAGUAUCAUCGUUGCCUCAAUCGCCAGCGCCGACUCAACAGGUCAUUGAUAAUGAUAUAAUAGAUACUGUUGAUGUUACUGAUUCAGCUAAAGAACCAAUAGCAUCAGCUCUAUCGACAAAUGGAACAUCUCAGGGCGGAAGCUUAUUGUCAGAGACAGACAAAAAGAUUCGAAAUUUAACGAAAAAGUUAAGACAAAUUGCUGAACUUAAAGAAAGGCAACAGAAGGGUGACAAAUUAGAGCUGACACAGAUGCAAAAAAUCGCAACUGAGGCUACGUUACGUAAAGAAUUGGAGAUGUUAAAACCUUAA
Racocetra persica is the source of this 1863-nucleotide messenger RNA. Lineage: Eukaryota; Fungi; Glomeromycota; Glomeromycetes; Diversisporales; Gigasporaceae. The record is from the annotation of a GenBank genome assembly.